Molecule: messenger RNA, 1260 nt
Organism: Heterobasidion irregulare TC 32-1
Lineage: Eukaryota; Fungi; Basidiomycota; Agaricomycetes; Russulales; Bondarzewiaceae
Exons: 7
Coding region: 1-1260 (419 amino acids)
Source: RefSeq, a predicted model, not a curated record
AUGCGCUCCGAUGCUCCGAUGCGCUCCGAUGCUCCGAUGCGCCUCUCCACAUCAACGCGCAGGAUCCGCCACCGGAGCCGCCGUAUCAUGCGUAGCCCACGCGUGCUCCAUGCUGCGACCCGCGACCCGAGCGCAAUUUACGGUCUCCGGGACCUGGUCCUUGACAGGACAUCGACGACGACAAACAGGCUCUCUCUGGCUCUCCGCGGUCUACGCAUGUACGGGCCUCCUGGGACUUCCGACACUGUGGCCCUUGGCAUAUGCAAGUCUUGCGCGUAUCAGGUUAAACGGGAGGAGGUGCCGACCGCUCCACGCGGAGGAGGCAAGGGCGUGCGCCCGCCCCCACAGGCGAAGCGUACAGCUGCCGCAGCUGAGCGGAGCCGCUGGCCUCUCCGCACCCGACGAACCCGUAUCCCAGCGCCAAACAGCGCCUCGCCAGGCCACCCUGCUCCAGAUCGGCGUACCACGCGGGACAAAGGCUGUCUGCCCACAAGAAGUCCAAACGACGCGCGCUCUCGCGCCCAGCCCGCCCAGCGCACCCGUCCGUCGACGGCUCUUGGAACUCGACGCAAGCCCGACGACCUGAUCCGCGCCUCGCUCGCGCCUUCGCGCGUCACCGAGCAAGCCGUUGACGACGACGACGACGACGACGACGCACCCGCUCACCUCCAGCAAGAUCGCGCGUCCGCUCCCCGGUUUGCCCAAAUGAAAGAGCCGACCGACUCGCCGUACUCGCCUGCGGCAGUGGCAGUGCUACGAGCGCGAGCCCCGCCGUCGGCCAACAAACGACCCACGUACACGUGCGCGCCCCCGCGCCGUCCACGAAAGCAGAGACGGGCACCGCGGCCGAGUGCGCGGGAGGAUACACGGGCGGACCAGCGGGAGAAGCGUGUCCCGCAACAUCAAACGCCAAGCAUCCACCAUCGAGCCCAGGCGAGAGCCAAGUCUAACCGCCGCCUCGCCAACGUCAAGCCACCGAGCGAGGGCGGCCGACAGGCGCCCGCUCGUGGACGCAUGCGGCCCGCGCCUGAACACCCAAUUAUGGAACCCCGGAAGCACGACGGCGAGCAGAAGCGCCACCGAUCGCGCGCGCCCCGAGCUUCCAUUUUGCAAGCCCCGGUGCCGGUGCCGGUGUCGGUCCGCGAGUACAGUAUGCAUGCACGUGCUUAUGUACCCGCUCUCGAUCUUCAUCCAGACCUCCGAUCCGCGAUCCGCGAUCCGCAUCCGCAUCCUGCGGCGGUGGAAGCAGCCGCGCCGUGA